Messenger RNA from Drosophila persimilis, 1493 nucleotides. RefSeq lists its product as uncharacterized. The transcript has 2 exons. NCBI's taxonomy places the organism in Eukaryota, Metazoa, Arthropoda, Insecta, Diptera, Drosophilidae. Bases 994 to 1266 code for a protein of 90 amino acids. The record is from RefSeq and is a predicted model, not a curated record.
GAAUUCUUGUAAGGGGGAAACCUCUGGUCCCCACCAUACAAGAGGGAGCGACCCCCCAAGGGCGGCAGGAACCUUCUAUCAACAGCCAAUGGAGUAGGAGCCACCCUCAUUUCCAAUAUACAGAAUAUACAUAGUUUGACUAAUUCCCCUAGAAGAGUAUAAUACUGAUACUUAAGGACGCAGAUCGGAAAUGAUCAGAAAAUGGCAGUACAACAGCACUGGCCAAAGGGGAGUCCUUUGGACCACGCAUCACCGGAAUACAUCUUAUGGGAAUGCCCUGCACUCUAUAGAAGCAAAGACUAUACAACUACCAAGAAGUUGGAUGAGGCACUAAAAAGCUGUUCUGUGGAGGGGUUUUUCGUGAUGUCGGUCCUAGAAUCCAACAACACGCAGUCUUUGGCGAGGCGCACAAAAGUUUCGGUUGGAAAAAUCCAAUUAAAAAAGAAAAUACUUAGUCUAUUUUAUAGUCUUUGAUAAAAGGAGAUCUCAACAGUGGCAACAGUGGAAAAAACGACCCACCAAAGAGCAUACCAUUUUAAAACCCCUGACGUACAGGGAUCAGGUCGGUAAAAAAUAUCAAUACCUUCGUCGAAUUGCUAGAAAACCUAGUUCCUUACCAAAAUAAUUACUUCAGAAGUAUACCCCUUUAUUCCCUAAGAACUAUCGGCAGUUUUUAAGUGUUUGAGACAGUUCUUUGAACGUCAACACAUUCUAGCAGUGGUGGAUCCUAACUGACCUUGCUAACGCCCGAUUGCGUCAGUCGGGGACCGGGUACCACAUCCGAAAUUCAAAUGCCGGUAGCACUACACUGUGUGAUUGGUUUUCAAUGCUACCAGAAUAAAUGCAUAUGUGUGCACAUACAGGCACCGAAAAUAGAAUUUAUCAAGGAGUGGGCCACACUCAGAUAAUAGAACACGUAUCAGGUGGGGAGCUCGACUAUAAAAUGUAGAACAUUUGCAGUUCUAACUCACAUUCGCACGAGUAUCAUUCAACAUGAAAGCGGCUCUAGUUUUCCUGUUCCUGGCCCUGUUCGUGGCUGCCGUCUAUGGCGCUAGUGACUGCGAUCCUGAUGGCAAUGGAAAGCCAGCCUGCCAAUCUGGAAAUAUUGGAGAAAGAUUCCGUAACAACUGGGAUCCAACCCGUUACUGGUUGUGCGCAGAAGCUGGUGAGCCCCAGGUUGUGCUUUGCGAACAGACAGGAUACGAUCCCGUCAGCAAGGAGUGCGUCGCCUGGUCGCAGUGGAGCUGGUAUCCACCAUGCCCUUAAACAUCAAUGAAAAAAUAAAAUAUGUAUACAAAACUAUGAAAUGAUGGCCUUUGAUUUUAAGUCGAUUAACCCAGCACAUUAUUCCAAACUCGCCAACAAUAUUAAUUAUUGGAAUGUAACCACAGAACAGAUUCGAGAACUAUUCAAUCCCAUCCCAGCCAUCACUAUUAGAUCUCUCUACCACCUCAAAAAACGGAUAAUUAUUACAGAAACGAAUACUAUAAACA